AUGGAGAAGCCUAAUCAGUCAAAUAAUGUGGCAGCUUUUGCAGUUUCUAAGGAUUUAAGAAUUCCCAUACACCUUAAGUUGGGAUACUUACAACCAGGAAACAAUGCUAAAGUGUUAAAUGAAUUGGCUAAACCUUCAGGGAAAUAUUCUGAUCCAUCAAUAUUUAAACAAUAUUCCCAUAUUCAAAUCAAUUCCGAUUUAUAUGUCAAAAUCGAAGUCAUUGGUGGUAACAAUCAAAAUCCUUUAACCAUUCCCACCCAAUCAAUGUAUUAUAGUUUCUCCAAUAACAAAAGAGUAUGGAAUAAAGUGAUGAAAUUACCUAUCAAUUAUAAUCAAGUAUCCAUGGAUUCAUACUUAAAGAUAACAAUAUUCGAAGUUGUCGAAACCAAACCUACAGUCUUUGGUGUAGGAUUCAUAUCUUUGUUCAAUCAUGAUGAUUAUUCCCUUCGAAAGGGACUUCAGAAGAUACCUAUACGAACGACAAAUAUACUUGAUGAAGAAGUAAACUAUUCUGGUAAUAGUGACUUAAGCAGCCUCGAGCUGAAGGUGAUUAAAUAUGAAAAUGGCGAGUUUCCUAAAAUCCAAUGGCUAGACAAGUUAUCCAUGCCCUUGGUCGAAAAAAAUCGAACGGAAGAACAAGUUUCCGACGAGAAUUAUUCUCACUACCUUUAUAUUGAAUUUCCCAAAUUUGAAUUACCCAUAAUAUAUUCUGACAUUUCAUAUUCACUUCCCGAUACCAAAGCCAUUGUGAAUGAAUUUAUAAAACAUAAAAAGGAAGAUUUCAAUAAUACCGGUUUCAUCAUCAAUAAAGUGAAUAUUACUGGUACUAAAGUAUUUGAUCCAGAUUACCAUUAUACCAAUUUGUCGUUGUUGAAUAAUCCCCAGAUGGCCAAUGGGGCCAAUCAAACAGGCUACAUGCCUGUAAAUAAGAAUAUGGAUCCUAUUGAAUUCAAGUACCAUAAACUAGAAAGAAACAUGAAUAACAGUAUUUUAUUAGAUAAAGAACUCAAACCAACACCUCAAUUGAGAGACGAGCUCAUGAAGAUUUUGAAUAAACCUUCAAAUAUUGAAUUAACUGAUAAUGAAAAGAAUUUGAUCUGGAAGUUUCGUUACUAUUUCUCCAAAAAUAAUUCUACCAGUACUAAUACCGAUAAUAAGGAUUUCCCUAAAACUGAAGUAUCCAAAACCAAUCAGAAAUUCUUGACAAAGUUCCUUAAAUCAAUAAACUGGGAUAAUGAUUAUGAAAUUGACCAUGCUUUCAAAGAGAUCUUACCAUAUUAUUGGUCGGUAGAUAAAAUUCAAAUUGGUGAUGCAUUGGAACUUUUAAGUAGUUAUUUCAAUCCUUUCACUUUAGUGAGAAGAAUUAAUGUUCAAGAGGAAGAUAAGACUAAUAAGGACAAAGAGUCGAGAAUUGAUAAGAUUUUCAAAUACGUACGACAAUUAAGAUUAUUUGCGGUUGAUAGAUUAAGACUAGCAAGUGGAGAUGAACUACUUUUAUAUUUAUUGCAAUUAGUUCAAGCCAUGAAGUAUGAGUCCAUCAUUGUAGAUACUGAAACCAAUCAAAUGAAUAAGGAUAUCACCGGUAUUGAAGAUGAUGACGAUGAGGAAGCUCAGAACAACAAAACCAAAGACAAUAAGAUCUUGGAAAAAUCCCCAUUGGCAUCAUUUUUGAUCGAAAAAUCCAUUGAAAAUGAAAAAUUGGGUAAUUUCUUCUAUUGGUAUGUGAAAGUAGAGAAUGAAGAUCAAUUGAACUCCAAUGAUGGCUCACCUGUCCAAAUUUAUUCUAUUGUUUUGAAUAAGUAUAUCGAAAACUUGAAACGUUAUUCCAAUACUAAUAGAUUACCUAAUUAUAGUUACCUUAAACGUCAAGUAUGGUUUAUCAAGAAAUUAACUCAAUUGGUUGAACUUUUGAGAUCCACUUUCAAAAAAAAUGAAGCUACAGCUAAGAAAGUUCAAUUCUUGAAAGAAUAUUUGGCUGAUUCAAGUAAUGAGCUUUUGAAAUUCCCUCAUACUUUCCCAUUGCCUUUAGACCCUUCAGUAAUGAUUUGUGGAUGUUAUCCUGAAGAAUCAGCGGUAUUCAAAAGUUCUUUGGCUCCUUUGAAAAUCACCUUGAAAACCGUAAUCAAAGAUCCAAAUCAGCCUUCUCAUAUAUUUGGCAAAUCAAAAAAGUACGGGAAAUACACCCUCAUGUUCAAAAUUGGUGAUGAUUUAAGACAAGAUCAAUUGGUCAUACAAAUCAUUGAUUUAAUGGACCAAUUGUUAAAGAAUGAAAACCUUGACUUGAGGUUAACUCCCUAUAGAAUCUUAGCCACCAGUCCUAUAGCUGGUAUGAUUCAAUUUGUACCCAAUGAAACAUUGGAUAGUGUUUUGGUGAAAAAUUAUGACAUUGAAGAAACCAGUCACCUAUCUAAUGGGAUCUUGAAGUACCUUAAAUACCAUAGUAAGGAACUUCAACCCAUUGAGCCCAUUGCUACUAGUGUUUUGAAGAGCCCCGAUGAAGAACUUUUACCAAAGCAAGUCACCCAAAAACAUGCUGUUACCUCGGACUUAGGAGUUUCCUCAAUGGUUUUGGAUAAUUAUGUCAGAUCGUGUGCUGGAUACUGUGUGAUUACUUAUUUGCUUGGGGUUGGUGACAGACAUUUAGAUAAUCUUUUAUUAUCACCCAAUGGGAAGUUUUGGCAUGCAGAUUUCGGUUAUAUCCUAGGAAGGGACCCGAAACCCUUCCCUCCAUUGAUGAAACUUCCAAUUCAAGUGAUCGAUGGUAUGGGAGGUUUGGAUCAUGAAAAUUUCAAUAUCUUCAAGAACUAUUGUUUUGUCACAUACACCACGCUAAGAAAGAAUAGUAAUUUGAUUCUUAAUUUAUUCCAAUUGAUGAUGGAUGCCAAUAUCCCUGAUAUUAAGGCCGACCCUGGUAGAGCUGUAGAAAAGGUUCAAGAAAAAUUUUGUUUGGAUAUGUCUGAAGAAGAGGCCAUCAUCCAUUUCCAGAAUUUAAUUAAUGAUAGUGUUAAUGCUUUCUUACCGGUAGUUAUAGAUAGAUUACAUAGUUUGGCCCAAUAUUGGAGAGCCUGA
Yamadazyma jaroonii is the source of this 3069-nucleotide messenger RNA. NCBI's taxonomy places the organism in Eukaryota, Fungi, Ascomycota, Pichiomycetes, Serinales, Debaryomycetaceae. The record is from the annotation of a GenBank genome assembly.